AUGUUAAAGCUCCUACUACUCUUGGCUCUCCUGCUCUCAUUUGGAUUCGCUUCAGCUUCGUCGGCCAUUCUCGCAGAUUUGGAAUUUCCAAUGGCCCUCAAGAAAGUUUCGUCGAUCCUGUCAAAAUCGCUGCAGACCAUGUCGUUGAAGCUUCCCUUACUGACAUCAUGCUUUGUUCAAGGCUCUUCUGAGGAGCCGUGGACAAGUGGAGAGAUGAGAGUGAAGGAACUGAGCAUGACACGAUAUGACAUUGAAGAAACCAAGACAAGGAUAAUUGAAAUGCUGUCUAGCGGUUCCCACAAGCUGUCUAUCUCCGAGACACGAAAUAGCCUCCACCAGCUGCUGUCAGCCAUGGACAUGCUGCACAAGAAGGAGAAUUUUGAAAGAGACCACCAAGCACAGCUUUUGCAACGCAUGAACUCAACUUGUGCCAAUUUGACGCGAGCAAACAACGUACUUCAAUGCAAAUUGGAGGAAGCUAAACGUGCAGAAGAAGAAGUAAGAAGAAACCUGGUGACUCUUUCGCAAGAAUUUUCUAUUGAAACUUCAAAUCGCGAGAAUAAGCUGAUGGAGCUCAAAGAGCUUGUAUCUGAUCUUGAGGUAAAACUUGGGGAAGAGACCAAGAAGGCUACAAGCGCCAAGGAGUCUCUAAAGCGUGAAAUGGAAACAAUCAAUGAGAUGAAAAAAGAGGCGGACAGCAAGGAAGCUCGCGCUCGUGGGCGCCUGGAUAGAUUGAGAGUCAUAUUGCAAGACAUGUCUAUUGAUUCCUUCGAGGAGAAAGUAGGCGAGGCUAAGAAGAUUCUUGAAGAGGUGCAAGAGAAGACCACGCGUUGA
This is a messenger RNA of Guillardia theta CCMP2712, 834 nucleotides long. RefSeq lists its product as hypothetical. The transcript has 6 exons. The record is from RefSeq and is a predicted model, not a curated record. NCBI's taxonomy places the organism in Eukaryota, Cryptophyceae, Pyrenomonadales, Geminigeraceae. The coding region runs from base 1 to 834 and encodes 277 amino acids.